Molecule: messenger RNA, 3400 nt
Organism: Pelobates cultripes (western spadefoot toad)
Lineage: Eukaryota; Metazoa; Chordata; Amphibia; Anura; Pelobatidae
Source: the annotation of a GenBank genome assembly
AUGUCACAGACUACGGUGAGUUUCCACCUAGAUAUAUCACAGAUUUCUCGGAUUACUGUGAGUUUCCAUGUGUAUAUAUAUCGUGGAUUUCUGUGAGUCCUUUGGCAGUAUAUACUUAUAUCACAGAUUCUGUGAGUUCUAGGCCAGUGUAUAUAUAUAUCACAGAUUACUGUGGGUUCUAUGACUAUGUAUAUAUGUAUAUAUCACAGAUUUCUGUGAGUUCUAUGUCAGUGUAUAUAGCACGGCUUGCUGUGAUUCUUAGGGCUAUAGAUAUCACGGAUUGCUGUGAGUUUCACUGACGGUAGAUGUCAGUCCUGUCUAUGCCGAUACUAUUCUAUCUUAUCAGGCUUCUUGGGAAGAUUCAUUGAGUUGGCAAUUGUUUUUGCCCUACUCCUGAAGAGACCAUGAGUACAAUACCCUUCAGGCGGUACGAUGAUGAUGAUGAUGAUGACCUACAAUAAAGAUAAGAUAUCUCAUACGGAUCUGUAUGUACAUGUGCAUUACAAUUUGCACUUUAAAGAAGGUAUUGCUCAGCAGAGCUUGAUUUUAUGGACAAUAUAUCACUGGAACAAAUCCAGCUUAAACCCAAUACAACUGGUUUUACCUCUAUGUUGCCUGCCGGGCACUUAGGGACCACCAGUCCCAGUUACGGUUAAUUCACACAGUCGUAUGCUGUCUAAGAUUAGUGUCUAAGGGUCCUAGGUCACAGGAUACCCGGAGGAUUUACAGAUAUUUAGGGGACUCUGCCAAACUCAGAGGUCCCCAUUACUCAUUUAAUAUGAAACCCAGGAUUGGCCUGCUAUGUCUGUGCCCCAUUGAUUGGCCUGCUAUGUCUGUGCCCCAUUGUUUGGCCUGCUAUGUCUGUGCCCCAUUGAUUGGCCUGCUUUGUCUGUGCCCCAUUGAUUGGCCUGCUAUGUCCGUGCCCCAGUGAUUGGCCUGCUAUGUCUGUGCCCCAUCGAUUGGCCUGCUAUGUCUGUGCCCCAUUGAUUGGCCUGCUAUGUCUGUGCCCAUUUGAUUGACCGACUACAUCUGUGCCCUUCUGUCUGGCCUGCUCUAACUGGGCCCAUUGUUGACCUGCUCUACCUGUGCCCGAGCCCCCCUUUGGACCACAAACCUGGGGGAAUUUCACUGAAGUAAGCUCAGUACCCUCUAGGUGGGUGUACGGACAGGCACUGCUGCCAUAUUAUCCAAGAGGACACCAGGAUAUGGACAUCUAACUGUGAUUGGAGGGGUGAAGGCCCUACACCUCAUGCCCUGAAGGGCAAAGUUUUUAUGAUUCCCGGGCACGCAACUACGGGUUAUACCCAACGACGACACAUCUCGAAGGGGAAUUUUGCACAAGCAGGGAACAGUGCUUAGACGCCAUAUUUGGUAUUGGCAGUGUUUUUCUAUGUCAUGUUUAGCUCCUGACCUUUUCAAUUGGAUUCCCUUGAUUUGUUUUUUCCAGUCUGCUAUCCGACCUGCUUUCCGAGGUAUGUAUUUUCCAUUUUCUACUUCAUUUCUUUGUUUUCGUGCCUUCUAUUGUCCUAUUGCUCGGGUCGUCGAGAGGCCUGACUUGACCUCCUCCUACCUCCCGGGUGCUUGUGGAUUGCGGAGAACGUCUCCAGCUUUCCUCAGACUACCGACGGUCAUCCUGGAGCCCACGCGCAAGCACGGGAUCCGGGCAGUCUUCAGCUCCGAAACGUACUUUUUUCAUCACCCCUUUCUCUUAUUAAGGUCGGACAUGGCCCGAGGUUGUAUACUUUGCUUAUAUUAAAUAAGGGUGUAACCCCACGUUUGGUCACCCUGAGUCUCUACUGGACUCUGGUUUGGAUUACAGAGGGUGCAGCCCUCCUUCACCUCGGCCCGAGACUGAUAUUUUUAUUUUCAAGAGUAGAGGGCGAACCCCUCUCAUUUAUCGAAUCGGACACUGAUUCAUUAUUAGAGGGCGCGGCCCUCCCUCAACCUCGGCCCGAUACUGAGCUGGAUAUAGAGGACAUGCUCCGAGUGACUCAUUCUCAUAGAAGGAACCGGACACAGAGGUAGACUCUAUGUUUGACUUCUAACGGGUGCGGCCCGCUCAUACCACCAACCAUGCGCAGACUCAGAGUGUGAUCACAUUUUACAGAGUGUGACUCUCUCAUACACUCAAUGCACUAUGGUGCCGUCCAUUUGUUCCUCACACAGGCUUGUACCUGUACAGGUCAACUAUGACCGCAUAGAGGGGUGGCCCUCCUACAUCCAAUUUAAAUAUGAUGACCGCGCUACUGAUUUCGUUCUAGAGGGCUACCUGAUCGGGCAAGGUAUACAUAGUUUGACUGGAUCCAUCUUGUAAUCCACAUGAGAAAUACCCUCAGAGGUAUUAGUGGGGGAUGUUUCCCACUUAUGUACACACAUUCCGGGAGACAGUGCGGCUAAGGAGGAGCCUCAGUUUUUACAAGAGUACAGGUUUUGGUAUAAUCUGUGCUAUAUCAAACAGACAUUGCACUCUGUUUCGGAUAUUCAUUGCGUACAAACUGUGCAGACUAUUCUCCCGUGUCAGGGUGAAAUGAGAUCCUGAGACCUGCAUAGGGCAAACGGGCACUGCCUUGCUCGAGUAACAAGACUAGAAAAUUCACAUAAACGGUCUUCAGGUGCACCGUAUGCAUGGAUCGCAUGGAGAAACCGAAAUUCUCAGGACUUGGCUUCCCUGAUCCUUACAAUCUUGAGAUAAAGUUGGCAGGACUGCUCCUACAACUCUGAACACAUAUCUGGAGAACAGUGUUCGGACUCUAUAUCCAUCACGGGAACCAUCUUGGUUUGGGUUCUCACUAGCCUUCCUCUUCAACUACCAUCAAGGAAACCUACACUGGGAGAUACAUGCUUGGACAGUCUAUGAGACAGGAACCUAGGGGUCUCACUAUAUUAUUCCCUAUCUUGUAGGUGGCAUGUAGGCCAGGAACCCCUACACGAAUAUUGACAGGUCGGGCAAGGAACAGGAUUAUACAAAGGGUAAUCGGAGUAUUUCACACUCUCACUGCAACACGUAAGGGCUCUUCUGUGUUAUACGGGUCCUUUAACUCUAUUGGAUGCGGCCAUCUUAGCACUCUUAGAGGAUGAUGUAUUUGGAUGGAAAUCUCAACCCCAGUUUCCGGUCCCAUCCUUUUGAAUUUUCCAGGAUUCAUAGAGGAACGAAUAGACACUAUUCGGUUCUAUUCGAGUAUUGACGGUGGACUUAGGCGCGGGCCUGAGGUUGGAGUUUGUCUGCAAGGCCACAUCGCCUGGUGAACCUGACACGAUCGGAGGAAUCACCUCCCACAUCAACAGUCGAGACACGGUGGAAGUCUCUUCUCGCGACCCCUCUGCACUUUACACCUACAGGAAUAUGGCUAAUAGGUCAACUUGGCAGCUCAUGGACCGACUGCUAGGGAACAGGUCGUAA